Molecule: messenger RNA, 700 nt
Organism: Parasteatoda tepidariorum (common house spider)
Lineage: Eukaryota; Metazoa; Arthropoda; Arachnida; Araneae; Theridiidae
Source: RefSeq, a predicted model, not a curated record
AAAUAUUGAUACCUAUCAUAAAUUUCAACAUUACACAUCCAGUGAAAUCAUAUUUUGUAACAUAAAAAGAAAAUAAUAAUAAUGGAAUAUUCUUACGGUAUCUUUAUUGUUAUCGCUUUUGUCGUUAUCGCCGCUUCCGGAGAUGUCGGAGUACGAGGACCCCUCAUUACCAUGCAGAAAGACGAACUGUUAAAAAUCAUAGACUGCAUCAACGUGGCUGAAAAUCCUACUCUCUGCAAAUACUUUAACAGAUGCGAACAAAAAAUGGCCGAACCGGUGCAAAUGGUGUUCCACAAAUGCAUAAGCAAUUUCCCAAAUGAAGGAUCCAAGCAAUGUGCCAUCAGAGGAGGAAAGAUGUUUUCAUCCAUGGAAAUUCCAUCUAUGAUUUAUGACUGUUUGAGGGCACAUACUCCAAAAUUGACUGCUGAAGAUGCUAAGCAAAUGAUAGAUUUUGAAACCUGUGCAAGAGAGUUACAUGUUGGAACAUGCAAAUACAACCCUUUUGUACCAACAGCUAAAUUCUACACAUAUUAGUGAAAUCUUCCCUGUAUGUGACACACCUCAUGACGACUUGGAAAAUGUAACAUGCGUAUUUAUUCUGUACAGAAAGAGAUUUCAAAUUCCUAUUUCUGAAGAAAAAAUAGUUGUAUAAAAAGAAUAGAAUUAUACAUAAUUUUCCUUUUGAAUAUUUUUUUAAUAA